Molecule: messenger RNA, 2325 nt
Organism: Jaculus jaculus (lesser Egyptian jerboa)
Lineage: Eukaryota; Metazoa; Chordata; Mammalia; Rodentia; Dipodidae
Gene: Hoxd4
Product: homeobox D4
Exons: 3
Coding region: 1564-2325 (253 amino acids)
Biological process (GO): regulation of transcription by RNA polymerase II; anterior/posterior pattern specification; embryonic skeletal system morphogenesis
Cellular component (GO): nucleus
Molecular function (GO): DNA-binding transcription factor activity, RNA polymerase II-specific; RNA polymerase II cis-regulatory region sequence-specific DNA binding
Source: RefSeq, a predicted model, not a curated record
AGGGCGGCUGGGUGCCUGCCUCCGGGUUUGCAGCAGUAGCGGCUGCCGCAGCCGCAGCAGUAGCAGCAGCAGCAGCAGGAGGAGGAGGAAGAGAAUUCAAGAGGCCAGCAGGGCUGAGGGCCCAGGAAGGAGGUCCUGGUUGCUCAGCUGCUCGAUAACCCUGCCCUGGCAAAAGAAGGAGGGAAUUCAUUGCUGCGAAUUGUCACCAAGCCUAUCGGGGCUACCUGACCUGUCUCAGAAAUCUGCCUUUCCUGGAGUUCUUGGUGGCCCGGAUGAAGAGACCAAGGCUGGCAGCAGUCUGGGUAUCUGCCCUGGGUAGGAGCUAAAGGUUGUAACGUUGUCUAUAUAUACCCUGUAGAACCGAAUUUGUGUGGUAUCCACAUAGUCACAGAUUCGAUUCUAGGGGAAUAUAUGGUCGAUGCAAAAACUUCACAUUUCCCCCGACAUAGCCAGAGACAGAGGCGGAGACUAGUGGCGGCUGGAGGCGGCCAGCCACCUCUGUUUCAUUACCUUGGACUCCAGGACGAUCAACUUUGUCUGGUGACGUUGUGCAGUCCUUUCCUGGAGAAACUCCUUACCUUUAUUUAAAUAGAGGCUCCAGCGGGUGCUGUUGCAAAAAGAAAUCUUAACUGGUUGCAUGGCUGCAGGGCCAAAAGGGGCCAAAAGGUUUUAUGGGGUUGGGGAGCAAGGUGAAAGGCCAGUUAGUUUCAACUGCAGCUCCACCAUGCAGAAACGUGAAGGCAAGGGUUCACAAAUGAAGGGCUCACCUGGUGCUGAAGGCCCUGAUGUAGGAAGAAAGCAAGCUGAGUACUUGGGGACCUCUGGGCUACAUUUGGGCAAGUUGAAGGUCCUGUCACCCCUUUCCCGGUCCAACCCUCAGCUGAAAUCGCCUGGACAGUGAGGGCCUCCUGACAUAUCAGCAAGACCCAGCUUCAGCUAGGAACAACAGACUGGGCACUGGCAGAAAAGCCUGGCGGUUAUUCAUUGCCUAACUUAAUUCUGGCCCACCAGAUUCUGGUAACUUUUGGGUGACCCUGAUGAAGACAAUGCGGCCGACAGGGUCUUUGUAUAAGAGUCUUGGCUCCCGCCAGGAGCAAGGUGCCAGCCCAGGACCCUCCCCGAGUCAGAAGCUACCUUGCCCACCAACCCUUCCUGACUUUGCACUCCGAUAGGAAGAUUCAUUCUCCCUUUUAACUGUGCCCACUUUGGGGCUGCUCCCGCGAUGGUGAGGAGGGCAUGGAGGGUUAACAAAGUCAGUGGCAGACAAAAGCUGAGAUUGUCUGGUGGGAACAGGGGUGCGGGGGUUUGGAACUGCAUUAACAUCUGGCAGGGACCCUCAAAUGUGGCAUGGCAAGUCACUUGAUUACACGUAUAUUAUUUAGUUAAAUUUGUGAAAAUUAUGAGAUGCUCACCAACCCGGUGAUAAACUUCCUCCCUCCCCAUUGGCUGGCCUGGUCACAUGGCCGCCCAACUUUAUUCAGUUGACAGCAAGUAGGAGGGCCCUAUGGAAGGAGAAAAAAAGACAACACGAGAAAAAUUAGUAUUUUCUACCUUCUGAAAUUAAUGGCCAUGAGUUCGUAUAUGGUGAACUCCAAGUAUGUGGACCCCAAGUUUCCUCCGUGCGAGGAAUAUUUGCAGGGUGGCUACCUAGGCGACCAGGGCGCCGACUACUACGGUGGCGGGGCACAAGGCGCCGACUUCCAGCCCCCAGGGCUCUACUCACGGCCCGACUUCGGUGAGCAACCCUUCGGAGGCGGCGGCCCUGGACCCGGCACGGCGCUGCCGGCUCGGGGUCACGGACAAGAACCCAGCGGCCCCGGCGGUCACUACGGUGCCCCGGGAGAGCCGUGCCCAGCGCCCCCGUCUGCGCCCCUGCCGGGCGCCCGGGCCUGCAGCCAGCCCAGCGGCCCCAAGCAGCCGCCCCCCGGGACGGCACUCAAGCAGCCCGCGGUGGUGUACCCCUGGAUGAAGAAGGUGCACGUGAAUUCGGUGAACCCCAACUACACCGGUGGGGAGCCCAAGCGUUCCCGGACGGCCUACACCCGACAGCAAGUGCUAGAACUGGAAAAGGAAUUCCAUUUUAACAGGUAUUUGACUAGGCGCCGUCGGAUUGAAAUCGCUCACACGCUGUGUCUGUCCGAGCGCCAGAUCAAGAUCUGGUUCCAGAAUCGGAGGAUGAAGUGGAAAAAAGACCACAAGCUGCCCAACACCAAGGGCAGGUCAUCAUCUUCCUCUUCCUCAUCUUCCUGCUCUUCUUCAACUGCCCCAGGCCAGCAUUUGCAGCCAAUGGCCAAGGACCACCACACGGAUCUGACGACGUUAUAG